Paramuricea clavata is the source of this 846-nucleotide messenger RNA. The record is from the annotation of a GenBank genome assembly. Lineage: Eukaryota; Metazoa; Cnidaria; Anthozoa; Malacalcyonacea; Plexauridae.
AUGAUCCUUUUUGUAAACCUGGAAAGGCUAAAUUUGUUUGAAUAUGAGUGGACAAGGAAAGAAAGAAGUACGCGACCUGAAUAUAAACUACAAAGAUUGCUGGGAUUGAGGGACGUACUUAAUCAUCUCCUGAUGCCAAGAGGAAACUUCCCAGAUUACUUGGAAGCAGACAAAGAAACUCGAUUUGCUGUUAUAAGUUUCUUGACAUUUAAGGAUGCCUUUCAAUUAUACUCUUCGCAAAUAUUAUUUGAACAAGUUGAUGAAAGUAGAUUCACUCUUGACAUCCUGGAUGAACAGAUCGGACUUUCAGUGAACAUUGUCAAGAUAGUAAAUGUUAGAUACAUAGUUCUUAAGAACAUAGUAGAUUUACCAGGUUUACUGAUUCAUAGUAAACAACUUCAGGAACAAAGCAAGGAUAACCAACAGGAAAGAUUCCAUUUAGGCAAGAACACUCUGAAACAGAUUACACGAACUAUGGACACAGAGUACGAUCACAACAUUGCAAAAUGGAUCUUUUCUGUGAAUAUGUCCCAUUCACAAAUGAGAAAGGCGGGUGUUGACCCACAAAAGGUUGUACGACAAACAGAUAAGAAUUUAAAGAUUAUAGAAGAAUGUGAAAGUGCAGUUGUUGAAGCCCAAACUAAGGUAGAGCAAAAGCUAAAAGAGAAAACAAAGUGCAUUCAAGAGAAAGUAGAAGAACGACAGAAUCAAGUCAAUAAACGAAAACGCACUUGGGAUCAAACUGUUCUUGACGAGCUUGAAGAUGAGAUUGAAGAUCUCCAAAACCAUAAAGCAAAGUUGGAAGACAAACUUAAAAGCCCUGAUUCAACUAGCUUUAAGUUAAAA